This is a messenger RNA of Durio zibethinus, 3191 nucleotides long. RefSeq names its product protein CYTOSOLIC ABA RECEPTOR KINASE 9-like. Gene Ontology annotation, molecular function: ATP binding; protein kinase activity. Gene Ontology annotation, biological process: protein phosphorylation. NCBI's taxonomy places the organism in Eukaryota, Viridiplantae, Streptophyta, Magnoliopsida, Malvales, Malvaceae. The record is from RefSeq and is a predicted model, not a curated record.
AUAAAGACUGUACAUUCAGACAUCGAAAAGGGAAAAAAGAAAAUAAAAUAAAAAACAACUGGUGAAAGAAAACAAAAAAUAAUGGUAAAAAAUGUGAUAAAAUAAAUUAAAAACCCCAAAAUCGAAAGCUUCCCCUGUACUGAUAACUGAGUAAAAGGAAGCCAACCGUAGCCUCCAGUUCCACCAACAGUCAAGCUUCUUCUCUGUUUCAUUUUAUUUCUUCUCGUUUGGACAAUUGUUUUUUUUCUUCUCUUUCUUUAAGCUAAAGUUCUGGGACUCGGGAACUGAGUGAUGGCAAUUCUGACUCCGAGUCAUUUCGUGCGCGUUUUGAUUCUUGUGAUGUUAGCGCAGCCGUUGGAUCCUCCUUUGUUGGCUGUCGCAAAUAAGUAAUUCUCGUCGUGUUGCUUUAUGUGUUUGGAGGUGUUAUGCUCAUUUGCAACUUUGAUCUCGCCGUUUGGUUUGUUGGAAUCUCGCCAGAUCUGAAUUGUCCCCGGUUAAAAUCAACGGCGUCGGUGAUGUCGAUUUAUACUCUUUCAAAUCCCAGAGGAGCAUUGGGAAAUGUCUGUUCAUUUUUUGUGAAAGUUGUGGUUGUUUUAAGUUGUGCAAUUUCCAUCAUCAAUGCUGAUUUUUCCGGUAAUCUACUCCAAGCGCCAGCACAAUCUCCCACUAGAGCGCCUGAGGGUGCACCACCUGUUUCUGGUCUUCCCCUACCUUCCAAUCUGCCCUUGAUUCAUAGACCACGCCAAAGACAUUUUUCACCACAUAGUGCACCAGCAUUUGUAGCACCAACCCAACCUCCCCUUUAUGGUCCAUUGAUAACUGCCAGUCACCCUCCUACCAGUUCACGCCUGUCAAAACCAUUGAUGAAGAGGAGUGCAUCAGCACCUUCUGGUGAAGACUUGCCAAAUAUUGCCCCUACACAGUUUAGUCCUACUGCUUUAGCUCAACCACCAUUGUCUCCUGAAGUGUCCAAUUGCUGCAAACCAGAUUCAAUUUUGAAAAGGGGGACUCAUAGUUGCCAUUGCGUGUAUCCCAUAAAGCUUGACCUUCUCCUUUUAAAUGUCUCACAGAACCCAAAUAGGAAUAUUUUAGCGGAGUUAGCUUCUCAGCUUGAUUUGCUGCCUAAUCAAAUUGAAAUUAUCAAUUUUUAUGUGCUCAGUUUAUCAAGAUUAAAUAUCUCCAUGGAUAUUACUCCACACACAGGGAUUAGUUUCUCUGCCAGCGAUGCAUCUAAAAUAAACUCUUCACUUGUGAUGCAUAGGGUUCAUUUUGACCCAAAUGUAGUUGGAGAUUACAAAGUCCUUAAUUUUACAUGGUUUGAGCCUCCAGUGCCUUCCCCAGCUCCUGUCGUGGUUUCUGAACCCGUAGCAGCACCUGCACAUCAAUCCUCCAAUCCCACAUCACACAGCCCUUCAAACAAGGCGAAACAUUCAAAUUUGAUUCUUAUUUUUGGUAUAUCUGCUGGCAUACUGAUUUUUGCUAUAAUAUUGGUGCUUAUAAUUUGUUCGUUCACAUACCGUGAUGGAAAGGCAAAAGCAUCUCCCAAGGAAUUUGUAAAGCCAAGGACUUCAGAUGCGGCUGGGCGAGCAGGGUCUCUUCCCCACCCAAGCAGUACACGAUUUCUACAGUAUGAAGAACUUAAAGAAGCAACAAACAACUUUGCACCAGCAAGCAUACUGGGAGAGGGUGGUUUUGGCAGAGUUUUCAAGGGUGUUUUAAGUGAUGGUACAGCUGUAGCAAUUAAAAGGCUUACCAGUGGAGGGCCUCAAGGAGACAAGGAGUUUUUGGUUGAAGUUGAGAUGCUUAGCAGGUUGCAUCAUCGUAAUCUUGUUAAACUCGUAGGUUACUAUAGCAGUCGUGAUUCAUCACAAAACCUUCUUUGUUAUGAGCUUGUUCCAAAUGGAAGCUUAGAAGCCUGGCUCCAUGGCCCCUUGGGCAUAAAUUGUCCCCUGGACUGGGACACCAGAAUGAAGAUUGCACUUGAUGCUGCAAGAGGACUUGCAUACCUGCAUGAGGACUCACAACCAUGUGUUAUCCACAGAGAUUUCAAAGCAUCCAAUAUAUUACUUGAGAACAACUUUCAUGCUAAAGUUGCUGAUUUUGGCCUAGCCAAACAAGCACCUGAAGGCAGAACAAAUUACCUGUCUACUCGCGUAAUGGGCACAUUUGGGUAUGUAGCUCCUGAGUAUGCUAUGACUGGACAUCUGCUGGUAAAAAGUGAUGUUUACAGCUAUGGAGUUGUACUUCUUGAGUUACUCACUGGAAGGACGCCUGUAGAUAUGUCACAACCAUCAGGACAGGAGAACCUUGUCACUUGGGCGAGGCCAAUUCUAAGAGACAAGGACCGGCUGGAAGAGCUUGCUGAUCCAAGGCUCGGAGGGAAGUACCCGAAGGAAGAUUUUGUACGGGUUUGCACAAUUGCAGCUGCUUGUGUUGCUCCUGAGGCGAGUCAAAGGCCUACAAUGGGUGAAGUAGUACAGUCAUUAAAAAUGGUGCAGCGUGUUACAGAAUAUCAAGAUUCCAUGUUAACCAUUUCCAAUAACCGGCCCAACCAGAGGCAAUCUUCUACUACUUUUGAGUCUGAUGAGACGUCUUCAAUGUUCUCUUCUGGUCCUUUCUCUGGUCUAAGUGCCUUUGACAAUGACAACAUCUCGCGGACAGCAGUUUCCUCUGAAGAUCUUCAUGAAGGACGAUGAAUACUUUGAAGGGAGAAGAUCUUCAUGAAGGACGAUGAAUACUUUGAAGGGAGAGUAAGUGAACCGGAAGCCCUCAGUGGAAGCUGUUGACACCCCAAUACAACUGUGAGAAAUUGUCUUAAUAGGAAAUGAUAAAGUUUGAAAUAGGAUUUUCAGAAGUGUUGUAGAUUUUGUAAUUUCCAUAGAUGGGAAAUUGGUGCUUCUUGUUGUCUCAAUUGUUGUACCACUGUUAAGUUUUCCCCCAUGCAGUGGUGGAUGAAAUUUGUACAUAUGCCUUGUAGCUUUUUUCUAUUGGAUUGGCUUUCAAGGGUUGAUAUUAAACUUAAUUUUGGGGGUUUCCAUAAUGUUUUUGAAAUUUGUUGGUUUUCUUCUUGAUCUUUGUUUUAAUUACACUUACUUCUAUGUUUCUGCCUGGAAACGCUGCAAGAAGUUGACUGACCCCGGUGGAAACUGCAUGCAGAUUGGGAUGGUUCAACAUAUACAAAUAUUAGUUUA